AUGGAAAAAUAUUUAAAACCUGAAAGGCUAGAUUUGGAUCCUUCCAGUUCAACUGCGGACAAACAAUGGACACACUGGAAAAGCACUUUUGACAAUUUUUUAGAGCAUAUAAAAGAUGUUUCCGAUACAGGUAAAAUGCAACUUCUUACAAAUUAUGUCUCUCCAAAUGUUUUUCUGUACAUAGCAGAUAGUAAAGACUUUGAAGAAGCGGUUAAUAGUUUAAAUGCCUUAUACGUUAAGCCUAAAAAUGUUACCUACGCAAGACAUCGCUUAGCGACAAGGCGCCAAUUGGCUGGAGAAUCUAUUGAUCAAUAUCUAUCUGCUUUGAAACAACUGAGCAAAGACUGCAAUUUUGAAGCCGUCACUGCCGACCAAAAUAAAAACGAUUACAUCAGAGAUUCAUUUAUUGCUGGAUUAAAUAAUAGUCAAAUUCGUCAACGGCUGCUGGAAAACAUUUCUAUAUCUCUCGAAGGUGCUUACAACCAAGCUCGUUCCUUAGAGUUGGCGAAAGUACAAGCGGAUAAUUAUUCAGAUGCGGAUUAUUCCACCACGUUUAACCAAAAUGCUGCUUGCCAGUCCUCGUCUGUAGAUGGUUCUGCAACCAACAGACACGAUAAAAUGAAUGAAGCCUUUGACACUUUGACAACAACUGCUGCGUCAAUUUCAAAAAAGGGUCAGUGUUAUUUUUGCGGCGGUAAUCGCCAUUCCAGAAACUUAUGUCCAGCUAAAAAUGCCUUGUGCAAAUUAUGCUCAAAAAGAGGACAUUUUCAACGUGUUUGUCUCUCUCGGGUUGUAUCAGCUAAAGAACACCCAGUUGCAUCUACUGAUUGUAUCGCGACCGUCUCUGCCGCAUCCCUUUACUGUCUUCGUAAAUCUAUAAUUCAAAUCGAAGUAAAUAGUAUCAAAGCGAAUGCUUUAAUUGAUACCGGAAGCUCUCUAAGUUUCAUCGAUCAUACCUUCGGGAAAAAAUGUGGCAUUCAGAUCUUACCAUACCAUGGAAAAAUUACAAUGGCUAAUUCAUCCUUAUUUUCUGAUGUCGUUGGUCAGGCUCAAGUGAAUAUUAAAAUGCAAGGCUAUGUUUACAAUAUUUCUAUAUUAAUUAUGAAAAAUCUUUGUUCGGAUGUUUUAAUUGGACAUGACGUACUUCGAAACCAUUCUGCCGUUGAAACUACAUUUAGUGGCUCUCAACCAGCACUUAAAAUCUGCAAUUUAGCGGUUGCAAAGGUUAUACCCGUUUCGAUUUUUGCCAAUCUCUCCCAGAAUUGUACGCCUAUAGCAACUAAAUCUAGACGACAUUCGAGUGCGGAUAACCGUUAUAUGGAAGCAGAAAUUAAAAGACUUCUGUGUGAAGGAAUUAUAGAGAAUAAUGCUUAUCUGCUUCCAAGAAUCGACGAAAUAAUUUCCAAAGUGUCAAAAUUUGAAGUAUUUAGUGUAAUAGAUCUAAAAAGCGCAUAUCAUCAAAUACCAAUUUUGGAGACAGAGAAACCGUAUACAGCUUUUGAAGCCUCUGGGAAACUUUAUCAGUUUACUCGUGUACCAUUCGGGGUCACUAAUGGUGUCGCCAGCUUUCAAAGGGUUAUUGAUCAGAUAAUUCAGGAAGAAAAGCUCAACGGCGUUUUUCCAUAUUUAGAUGAUGUCACAGUUUGCGGGAGAAAUCAAGAAGAUCACGACAAAAACCUGGAACAUUUCUUAUCGGCAAUUAAGAAAUAUAAUUUAACGUUGAACAAUGACAAAUGCUCCUUUUCUGUUCGAACUGUCAAAUUACUGGGCUAUAUAAUUUCUGACAAAACCAUUAGACCUGAUCCAAGCCGUUUACAGCCACUCCUAGAUUUACCCAUUCCCAAAGAUACCUCUUCUCUGCAAAGAGCCCUAAGAAUGUUCUCAUAUUAUAGCAAGUGGCUACCCAGAUUUUCGGAGCGGAUAUGA
Molecule: messenger RNA, 1926 nt
Organism: Uloborus diversus
Lineage: Eukaryota; Metazoa; Arthropoda; Arachnida; Araneae; Uloboridae
Exons: 2
Coding region: 1-1926 (641 amino acids)
Molecular function (GO): nucleic acid binding; zinc ion binding
Source: RefSeq, a predicted model, not a curated record